Molecule: messenger RNA, 1834 nt
Organism: Exophiala viscosa
Lineage: Eukaryota; Fungi; Ascomycota; Eurotiomycetes; Chaetothyriales; Herpotrichiellaceae
Product: ribose-phosphate pyrophosphokinase
Exons: 2
Coding region: 263-1591 (442 amino acids)
Biological process (GO): purine nucleotide biosynthetic process; 5-phosphoribose 1-diphosphate biosynthetic process
Cellular component (GO): cytoplasm; ribose phosphate diphosphokinase complex
Molecular function (GO): ribose phosphate diphosphokinase activity; magnesium ion binding
Source: RefSeq, a predicted model, not a curated record
UCAAAAGAUUCUUGAGAGCAAAUCCAUCUUGGGUCACUGCGUCUGUGUAGACUCAUAUUCACUUUUUUGUUAUGUCGACAAGAAGAAGAAUACUGCCUCCAUGCCUGGCUGCUCAGGCACAACCUCCCUUUUCAAUAUACAAAUGAACUCCUAGCCUUUAUCUCCUGAGAAACCUUCCCUCACGCUCGCGUCAAUCUUCAUCCCGUUCCUAUCUGCGACCGACCAGCAAAACCCUUGCUUUCCUCUGAUACCACAAGCCACCAUGGUUCGCAAUAUCGUGGUCCUUGGGGGGUCCUCCCAUCCUGCUUUGACGCAGACCAUAUGUGAAAUGCUCGGCGUUGAGCAAGGACAAGCGCUUUUUUCAAAGUUCGCAGUCGGAGAAACGCGCGUCGAGAUAGGUGAAUCAGUCCGGGGUAAAGAUGUCUACAUCAUACAGUCGGGCGGUGGACCGGUGAACGACCACUUCAUCGAGCUUCUCAUUGCCAUAUCAGCCUGCAAGACCGCUUCCGCCAAAAAGGUGACCGCAGUUCUUCCUCUAUUCCCCUACUCUCGCCAAUCGGAUGUCCCUUACAAUAAGACCGGUGCACCUUUGAUCAAAGCGUCAAACAUCACCAGCAAGCUUGUUCCAGAUGGCAAUGGAUACACUUUCGACAGUAUUCCACCAACCCCACAUCCGGAGAAGCACGACGGCCAGGGGUUGACAAAUGGACAUACACUCAGCAGAAUGACAUCAAAGUCACAGCUUGAUGAAGUGGAAAACAGUCCUACCAACCAAGCACGUUUCAGUCAGUAUCGCGAGCCCAACACCCAGUCGCCCAACAAGAAACGUCGAGACUCAGCCGCCUCAUUGACCAACGGUGUUGUAACGAACGACUUCGCCUCAGCGCCUAAGCAGGACCCUACAGAGACUUUCAAGCCUCGCCCUGGCUACCGACAAUGGGUUGCACAGGCAGGGACUCUAGUGGCAGACCUUCUCACCUGCGCUGGUGCAGACCACGUUAUUACCAUGGACUUGCACGAUCCUCAGUACCAAGGGUUCUUUGACAUUCCGGUCGACAAUCUCUACGGUCGACCUCUGCUAAAGAAGUAUAUCCAGCAAAACAUUCCCGACUACAAGAACGGCGUCAUUGUUAGUCCGGAUGCCGGUGGUGCCAAACGAGCAACUGCGAUCGCUGACGCUUUGGGCAUUGAGUUUGCUCUCAUUCACAAAGAGAGGAGACCUACCAAGAUCACCGAUAGGCAGAAUGCUACCAUGAUGUUGGUAGGAGAUGUGACUGGAAGACUGGCCAUUUUGAUUGAUGAUUUGGCCGACACCAGCAAUACAAUCACACGAGCAGCUAAGCUGUUGAAGAAAGAAGGCGCCAGCAAAGUCUACGCCUUAGUCACGCAUGGGGUUUUGAGUGGUGACGCGAUCGACAGAAUCAAUGCCAGUGCCCUUGACAAAGUGAUAGUCACGAACUCUGUCGACCAGGCCGAGCAUCGCAAACGAUGUCCUAAGCUUGAAGUCCUCGAGGUUGGACAUGUCUUUGCCGAGGCUAUUCGACGUGUUCACUAUGGAGAGAGUAUCAGCGUCCUCUUCCAGUACGACUAGAUCGAGCCAACAAAUCAUCAACAAAGCCCAACGUGCGACGGUGCUGUGUUAUGAGCACCGGAAAUCACGGAAAUCUCACGACAUGAAUCGACUUGAGCACAAAGGUUUCACACGAAGUACGACGCUCUUCCCAAUACAAACAAGUCCAUGUAAACAAAAUCGUGCAAGUGGUCAGCACAUCGCAGACUUUAUCCGAUGGCAUCCUAUGGUACACCUCCAAUAGGGGGCAUCGAGGCGAGGAAA